GAACAGUUUUUUUUAACUGAUUUUGCUGGAGGAACUGGAAGCUCUAAAAUAUGGCUGCUUUCGCCUCACUGACCCUGACUUCAUCUUCAUCUUCUUUACAUCCUACUGUCCAAAUCUCACCUCUUGUACUCUCCUCAAAAUUUCUUUAUGACCCAAGUUCCUAUCGCCCCACAGUUGGAUCAUUCAGACAUGCAAAGCAAAAAUUUGCCCCUCAGACCAAUCCAAGGAGCCUCAUAAUCCUUGGUGCAGCAACAAAACAAGCAAAAACACCAGCUGAAGAGGAUUGGAAGGUGAAGAGGGAAGUUCUGCUGCAGAAAAGGGUAAGGAGUGUUGACGCGAAUGAAGCUCUGCGCCUUCAGAAGGAAAAUAACUUCGUGAUUCUUGAUGUAAGGCCAGAAGCAGAAUUCAAAGAGGGCCAUCCACCAGGUGCCAUUAAUGUGCAAAUCUACAGGCUUAUAAAGGAGUGGACAGCAUGGGACAUCGCCAGGAGAGCUGCAUUUGCAUUUUUUGGCAUCUUUUCGGGUACAGAAGAAAACCCAGAAUUCUUGCAAAGUGUAGAAUCAAAAAUAGAUAAAAAUGCCAAAAUAAUAGUAGCAUGCUCAUCCGGUGGGACAAUGAAACCCACCCAGAACCUCCCAGAAGGUCAACAAUCAAGGUCACUGAUAGCAGCCUACUUGUUGGUUCUCAAUGGCUAUACCAACGUAUUUCACUUAGAAGGGGGUCUCUACAAUUGGUUCAAAGAAGGAUUGCCUGUAGUUUCAGAAGAGUAAGGUAUCUGCAAGAUUUUUCUGCUAAUAACAUUGGAAAGUAAACCGUAGCUUGCCAUUUUUGGUAGACGCCAUAAAAAAGCACAGGCUGGCUUGGGUUGAGUGUGACGGCUUCACCAACCUUCAAUCUUACCAUCUGUGUGCUGAACCAGGAACCAUUUUAAAUAUGCAUUCAUAAGAUGGACAGUAUAGUAGAGUAGAUUAUGUUUUAGAAUGGAAUCCCCCCUCCCUUCUGGAUGCUUGUUUUGUAAUGAAGAAUGUGCAUGUAUGACCUUUGCCUGGGACUAUUAUCCUUUCCAGUUGAUGUAUUUAACUCUAUUAAAAUCAAUAAAUCAGUACAGCUUACUAUAA
This is a messenger RNA of Momordica charantia (bitter melon), 1118 nucleotides long. RefSeq names its product Rhodanese/Cell cycle control phosphatase superfamily protein. Gene Ontology annotation, cellular component: chloroplast. NCBI's taxonomy places the organism in Eukaryota, Viridiplantae, Streptophyta, Magnoliopsida, Cucurbitales, Cucurbitaceae. The record is from RefSeq and is a predicted model, not a curated record.